UUCAGGUCCAACUGAAGUCAUGCUUUGCACCUCCCUGCUGCCCUGCAACACCCAUUAGGCACAGAGCAUCAUCUGGGCUUCCACGACCUCGCCGAGAUGGCGGCGCCCGUGGCUCCACUGCUGGGUUUACUGAGGACACGGAGAGCCUUGUUUACGGCAGCGGGGAGGGCUGAUACCCGAGUCUGGAGCCGAUGGAAAAGCGGCGGGAGCAUUUUGCAGCUUCACCAGCGAGGCCUUUUCAAGGACGUGUUCCCGGCGGCGGGCGGGUUGCAGCAACUGCUGUUCGCCGGCGCGCAGAGCGUGUACUGCGGCUUCGACCCCACAGCCGACAGCCUGCACAUCGGCAACCUGCUCGCUCUCGUCGGGCUGCUGCACUUGCAGCGCGCCGGCCACCGCGUCCUACCGCUGUUGGGGGGAGCCACGGCUCGGCUGGGCGACCCCAGCGGCCGCAGCAGCGAGCGAGAGGCGGUGAGCGCGGACACGGUGCGGGAGAACGCCCAGAGCAUCCGGGAGGGGAUCCUCGGCGUCUUCCGCAACCAUCGCGCCUGCUUCUGCACCGAUGCCGAGGCCGCAUCCUUGGGCCCAGUCAGCGUGGUCAACAACUCGGACUGGUAUGAGGGCAAGAAAGUGGUCGAUUUCAUCGACACCGUAGGGAGGCACUUUCGUAUGGGCACCAUGCUGAGCAGGCACAGUGUGCAGUCCCGCCUUAAGAGCCCCGAGGGGAUGAGCUUAACCGAGUUCACUUACCAAAUGUUUCAAGCGUACGACUUCUAUUACUUAAAUCAACACCAUGACUGUAGGAUUCAGCUGGGAGGGACGGAUCAACUUGGCAACAUUAUGUCCGGAUACGAAUUCAUUAGCAAGGUGACUGGACAGGACGUCUAUGGCAUCAUGGUACCACUUGUAACCAGUGCAUCAGGAGACAAACUGGGGAAAACUGCAGGAAAUGCGGUAUGGUUAAACAGAAACAAGACUUCGCCCUUUGAACUCUAUCAGUACUUUGUCAGGCAGCCGGAUUCACAUGUGGAAAGAUAUCUGAAACUUUAUACCUUUAUCCCACUUCCUGAGAUUGAACGCAUCAUGGUCAAUCACAACAUAGAUCCAGGAAAGCGAAUUGCUCAAAAACGACUAGCAGCAGAAGUCACAAAAUUGGUCCAUGGCAAAGAAGGGUUAGAAUCUGCCAAAAGAUGUACAGAUGUGCUCUAUCAUAACAGUGUGGAUGCACUAGAGACCAUGUCAGUUGAAGAACUAAAAGAAUUGUUUAAAGAAGCAUCAUUCUCUGAGAAUCUGCUUGAGCCAGGUACAACAGUGCUGGAUCUUUGUCGCAAAGCCAACGCUAUUCCAGAUGGCCCCAGAGGGUACCAGAUGAUCAUGGAUGGUGGGAUUUGGAUUAAUCACUUACGAGUGACUAAACCAGAACAAGUGCUGGUUUUAAAGCAACAUAUUCUGACAAAUGGACUCUCAUUGCUUAGAGUUGGAAAGAAAAAUUAUCAUAUUGUGAAAUGGCUCAAUCUGAUAAUUUAGUCACCAAAGUUCAUGGUUGUUAUAGUGUCAUUGUUAUAAGUGGUAGGCAGAAUGAAGCAUUUGGUGCUGUGUUUUCCUCACUGAGGUAAACGUGAGUAAGCAACAGAGACCUGAAGAUGCAAACUUGAUCACAAUGUGCUAAAUUAGAAUAAUGCUGGAGUGCUUCUGAGUCAGGAUUAUACAGUAAAGUUAGAUUUGUAUAUUAGUUACUAAUUGACAUCUUUAAUCAAGUUGUAAAAUAAACCUAAAAAUUGAAUUCUCUGAAUGGGUGGUGGCACUGACUUAGAAUUGGAUAAUAUACUUUCUCAAACUAAACUAUUUGUGAAAUCAGUUCUUGGGGUUACUUACGGCCAUGUACUAAAUGCAUCCACUGUACUAUGUACUGACAUUUAUACUCGCUGAGUGAGGGAGGUAAUUAAAAUAACUGUUAUGAUGUCCAUCUACAUGAAACAUUAUUUGUAUAAAAUAAUCUUCUCGCAGUGUUGAGAAGAAUACCUCUGUACAGCAGUUAAAUAUGAAAUGAUUAA
Messenger RNA from Mobula hypostoma (lesser devil ray), 2051 nucleotides. It is a transcript of the gene yars2, whose product is annotated as tyrosyl-tRNA synthetase 2, mitochondrial. Gene Ontology annotation, cellular component: mitochondrion; cytosol. Gene Ontology annotation, biological process: tyrosyl-tRNA aminoacylation. The transcript is spliced from 5 exons. The record is from RefSeq and is a predicted model, not a curated record. Gene Ontology annotation, molecular function: ATP binding; tyrosine-tRNA ligase activity; RNA binding. Lineage: Eukaryota; Metazoa; Chordata; Chondrichthyes; Myliobatiformes; Myliobatidae. The coding region runs from base 97 to 1524 and encodes 475 amino acids.